Messenger RNA from Acanthocheilonema viteae, 1560 nucleotides. The record is from the annotation of a GenBank genome assembly. Lineage: Eukaryota; Metazoa; Nematoda; Chromadorea; Rhabditida; Onchocercidae.
AUGGCGUCAUCAUCGGAACAAUUCUCAACAUCAAUAAUAUUCAACGAUCAACAACGUGAUCUCAUUCACCAUGUUGCGUUCGAUUUUCAUGGAAGACGGAUUGCUACAUCUUCCAGUGAUAUGAUGGUGUGUGUAUGGAAUUUGUCACCAAAUGGUAGCUGGAUUAAGUCAGCUUCAUGGAAGAGUCAUGGUGGACCUGUUUGGAAAGUAAUUUGGGCGCAUCCUGAAUUUGGACAAAUUUUGGCUACAUGUUCGUUUGAUCGAAGUGUAACGAUAUGGGAGGAAACGAUAUGUCAACCGAUUAAGACAAUAACAAGAAAUGCUCUACAUAGUGGCCAGAAACAACAAGAAGCACGCUGGAGACGUUGUUGUCAACUUGUUGAUAGUCGUCACAAUGUUACUGAUAUUAAGUUUGCUCCAAGGCAUCUUGGAUUAAUGCUUGCAACUGUGUCUUCCCAAGGAAUAUUACGAGUGUACGAAGCUCCAGAUAUUAUGAAUUUAUCGAUGUGGAGCCUGAAUCAGGAUAUAGUCGUUUUUCGAUAUCGCUGUAGUUGCCUCUCAUGGAGUACACAUCGCCUUACAAAACCGCUUAUUGCUGUCGGAUCGGAUGAUGCACAUACAACUGGAAAACGAGUGGUUGUAUAUGAAUAUCAUGACAAUCUUCGAAAAUGGCAGUUAUUGAAUACUCCAUCUUUAAAACUGACUGAGCCGGUGACGGACAUUGCUUUUGCGCCACCUGCCGGACGAUCAUAUCAUUUGCUCGCUGUUGGUUCUAAAGACAUUUGCAUCUUCAAGUUGAGUGAGGCAGGGAAAACAACUGGUUUUAAUGUUGAUUCGAUUGAGCGAGGUGGACCAACUGAAUACAACGUGAUACAGUUGGAAGCACUUGAAAAUCCAUCUCAUUCACCUGUUCAGGUUUGGCGCUUGGCAUGGAAUAUAACUGGAACAAUCUUAACAACUGGAAGCUCAGAUGGAUACGUGCGGUUAUGGAAAGAAAAUUUAUUGAAGAAAUGGAGUCUUGUCGCAACAAUUAAGUCAACGGAGGAUUACAAACCAUCUGAUGAUGAUCCGAGAGUUACAACAUCAAUAAGUUCACUUAUCAGAGAAAAUCAUAACAAACAAAGUCAUGCGGAAAUUGAUGAACUGUGGAAAAAAAAAGAUAUCGACGAGUUGAAAUCAAGAAUGUGUGGCAAGCUGUCAUUUGGCACAGCUGGUGUGCGAACAAAAAUGGAAGCUGGUUUUUGUCGGCUAAAUGAUUUGACAAUACUGAUGCUAACCAAUGGCUUUGCCAUGCACUUAAAACAUGUGUAUAAUCGUGAAAGCAAUGGUGUCGCCAUUGGUUAUGAUGGUCGUUACAACAGUGAACGUUGGGCUAAAUUGGCUGCGAAUAUAUUUGUUCAUAAUAGGAUCAAAGUUUAUCUAUUCUCGAAAUGUUGUCCAACACCUCUUGUGUCUUAUGCAACAAUACAGCUCAAAUGUGAUGCUGGUUUAAUGAUAACAGCUUCUCAUAAUCCAAAACAAGAUAAUGGUUACAAAGCCUAUUGGACAAAUGGAGCGCAG